AUGCAUAAAGAAUACGGAGCUCAGCCCGGGGUCGUCUCCGGGCGAUCACCGUCCUUCUUUCAGCAGCCUUACAGCCAGGAACCCGACCCUCAGCUUUCUCAUUACGAGCACGCCCUUGAGAAAACGCUCCAGCAGCGUCAGCAAGAGCUGCAACACGAGUUGGACCUCGUGGAGGAACGCGUGAAAAUUCAGUCACACUCUGCGCAGGCCGAAAUGGGGCGACAAACGGAUCACAGGCGGUCGGAGUUACACUCGCUGCAGGGGCCUCUCUCCCAGCCUUAUCCAGGCCACAUGCCACAUCACGAACAGCUUUCAGAACACCCCUAUUUAGUCCGCGAGAAUCCGUCCCAACCAGAUCAGAGAGCUCCAGCAGAGCGUUACGGCCAGAGUUUCCACGAGGCGGCGCGGACAACCCCCCAAACGCUCGAACCCACAGGAAAAAGAGCCGCAGAGAUCGGGACAGCAACCGGACAGCCAGAUGUCUUCGAUGAACAAGUGCUCGAGGAAUUGCGUCGCACCGGAAAAGCGGUCGUCCACACCACCGGGGGAACUUAUGUCUUCUCCCCUUCAGAAGACGGCCAGACUAUCCACUGUGCUGUAUAUCCACCUGGCACAUUUGAGUCUCGAGGUAACGAACUCAGAUUUGAAGAGGAUGCCCGUUUCCCUCCUUCGGCGGCGCUUCCCGGGGAUAGCGACUGGGAGGGGGACGGAGGGUACCUGUUUUAUCCUAACGGCGAGUUCCGCGACGAAGAGCAGCGGAGCUACGUCGAGCGGCUCCACCAUCUGGGUCAAGAGACACGAGUUCUUGAGGCGGUGGAACUGAAUGUUUCUGCAGAUUCGAGAGGCUUACCGAGCACCAGCGCGCCGGGUAUAGUGGCGACGGAGUCACCCGUUGAACCGUUCACAACCGCUUCGGCGAGUCGUUAUUACACCCCAGAAACUCAAGAGGAGCGGUUCCCGACAGAGCGCCCCAUGGUCCCCUCUUCGUCAGUUGGAAUGGGCGAAAGCAUCAAAGGAUACCCACAGUAUCCCAAAUCGGGUCCCGAGGAAUAUCCAGAGCUGAGAUGGGAGCAAAUGCAACAGCCCAGCAACAAAGCAGAAGAAGUGACAUCAAAUCAACGACAGGCCGCCCACCACAUUCUUGUUCCCAACUCUCACCAGCUGCAAGACAACGCCCCCAAGCUGGUGGAGUUUUGCCUGGACGCUUUGGAGUCGGUUGGACGUCCUAUCUGCAAACAAGGAAGCUAUCUUUCAGUGGCUGCAUACGUGCACUCUGUCGAAGAAAACAAGCCCCACCUGAGAACAUCUCCAGUACCCAUCGAUUCGAAUGGAUGCGCGGACUUUCGAGGAGCGCCCCUGCAAAUGAUCUGGAGAGGCGAGGAGUUUGUGCACAUGAAGGUUUACGAAGAGAGGCAAUACGAGGCGAUGGGAGAGGCCGUGGGGUUCCUCAAGCUGCAGUUUGCAUCGUUGAAUGCAGAGAACGCGCCCAUGAAGGUUAUGCUGGUGGGAAAGGAAAACGAACCUAACGGCUUCCUGAUUCUUCGAUUUUCCAUCUUGGGUUCGCUGACGUCGGCCAGUAGUCACUCUCAAGGGCCUUUCCCUGUGCCUGCACUUGCCGUUCCCCAACUCGGCAGGAGUGCUGGUGUCUCUCCUGUCGAGGCGUACUCUACGAGGGACAACCUCCCCUCCUAUGACCCGAGCAAUUACGCUGGAACGUCGCCCCCGAGUUCGGCUGGGCCAGGCAACCAAUUGCCCACCCUUCCUGUUGGAUUCCUCGGGCAAGCGUCUGAGUACCAGGACUUGCCCCCCCAGUACCACGUGGCCCACGCUUCUGCUUUCGCGUCUCUGACAGACGCCUACGGCCGUGGAUACGCACAAGAGACAGCCCCAGAUGCUCGUGGCAUUGAUAGACGAGCACCCAUCGACGGUUCGAGCCACGGCGUAGAGGGGCAAUUCAAACCGGAGGCUGCAGCUAUGCAAACACGAGUCGCCUCCCCUCAUUUGCGCGGGAGUCCAAGCCUGCGUCUGGCGUUGCCUUCGCCCUCUUCCGGUUCUCACCAUGGUGUAACUGAGGCUCUCGACGCGAGAGGGGAGCAACGCGUGGCACCGAAGAAACCUGGAGCAACAGCCGCGCAGAACCCGUCGAAACAAGUUGCGCGGAGAUCGCUCCUCCAGCGCUGGCGGCGGGGGUGGUGUUGCGAGAUGAGCACAGGCGCCGAUCUCAACUGA
Molecule: messenger RNA, 2229 nt
Organism: Neospora caninum
Lineage: Eukaryota; Apicomplexa; Conoidasida; Eucoccidiorida; Sarcocystidae
Exons: 8
Coding region: 1-2229 (742 amino acids)
Source: RefSeq, a predicted model, not a curated record